AUGGAAACGAAUGACUUUAAAGCUCCGUUGACGGAAGAAAAGGACGUGAAAGAUACGGUGAAGGAUGUUAUUGCGCCGGUAAUAUCCAUAACUCAACCUAAUUUGGAAUAUGUUCCACCGCCAUUUGCUGUUGAGCCAUCGAAUGACAUUCACUAUGGCUUUGAAAUUAUCAAAAAUGGUACUAUAAUUGAUAGGAUAAAUUUCGAGAAACGAAAAGCUGGAACGUUUGUAGUCAUCGGUCGCUUACCAUCGUGUGACAUACAAUUGGAGCAUCCGACUAUUUCAAGGUAUCAUUGUAUACUUCAAUAUGGCGAUGAUUUAAUGAAUCGAACUGGUAAAGGAUGGCAUAUUUAUGAUUUGGGUAGCACGCAUGGUACUAGACUAAAUAAAAAGAGAAUUCCACCAAAACAGUUCAUCAGAAUACGUGUCGGACACGUAAUGCAGUUUGGAGGAAGUAGCAGAAUUUUGAUUUUAUUUGGUCCAAACUCGGAUACUGAGGAGGAAUGGGAAUAUUCUCCAACUGAAAUGAGGCGAUUAAUUGAGCAGAAGAAACUUUAUGAUAAAAUACAAAGAGAGAAGGAGGAGGCAUCAAAAAGCGAGAAAGAGAGUGAUGGCAUUAUGUGGGGAAUAG
Molecule: messenger RNA, 631 nt
Organism: Acanthocheilonema viteae
Lineage: Eukaryota; Metazoa; Nematoda; Chromadorea; Rhabditida; Onchocercidae
Source: the annotation of a GenBank genome assembly